This is a messenger RNA of Parasteatoda tepidariorum (common house spider), 4351 nucleotides long. RefSeq lists its product as uncharacterized. The record is from RefSeq and is a predicted model, not a curated record. Lineage: Eukaryota; Metazoa; Arthropoda; Arachnida; Araneae; Theridiidae. Gene Ontology annotation, cellular component: cell-cell junction.
CCAUUUCUGGAAUCCCGUCUCUUCCCCCCUCUCUCAUCAAAAAAGCAGACUUGCACUUUUCUUCUAUUACCUCUGAACCUGUGCUCUGAAACAGCCCUCUGAGGCUCAUGUAAACAAUUCAACCUGUUUGCCUUUUCAACGUUUACUGGUCGUAUUUUAAGAGCGGUUGACUUUUGGAUAUUAUCGUCUGCGUAUUUGGAUAAGGAACAUUUAUUAAUAUAGUCUGCAGAUUUUUAAUUAUAAAUGAGGGUCAUGUAUCGUUUAAUACUGUGGAUUAUCUGUUAUGAAAAUGUGAAACCUUAGUGCAAACCAUUUCUGUUGAUGGCCACUGCAGUUAUGGUGUCUCAAAGUCAGGAGCAUGAAUGGUCGAACAGCCCUUCCAGAACAGGUAGUAUGCUGUCGCUGGAUGGCCGCCAACGACCUGCAACGGCCAAGACACCUCCAUCUUAUUACGAUGCAGUCAGAAGUCGACAUUCUCUCUCGCAACCUGUAAAUAAAUCACCAGAAAAGCAAGAUAAAAACCUACAUGUACAGCAGGUCAAGUACAACAGUUUGCCAAGGCCCCUGCCUCAAAGGUAUCCUCCUGCUGUAACAAAUCAUCAACAGACAAGAAGUGCUUGGACAGAGGAUCCUCUCAAUCAUAACGGAAAUUCAACCAACCAUUGUGGUAUGAGGCAGCAGUAUGAUUCUCCACCGAAACCGGCAAAUCGCGUGCCACUUCAGUUGCAAGUGCACCAGGACAGGGGUCCCAUCAAGCGAGGACCAUCUGACCAGCCGGAAUCAUUCCAUCAAGGGUAUGUUCCAGCACCCAGAGGAAUGGAACAUCUUCGUGGCAACGUUUCCAGGCAUGGAGUAGAAAGAGUAGACGGAAACUCCAGACCAGUCAGCAUGGAUGUAAGUCGAAAAGAAGCUAUGCUGUCUAUGCCUAUGCGCGUGGAUGGUAGACCUCCUCCGCCUAUACCAGGACGGAGACCUCCUCCUCCACAAUCUCGAGGUGUAGUUCCUAACGGAGUGGAUGGCACUCCAAACUCCCUCUUUAAGAGGGACAUCAACCAAAAUCCAGCCUUAGGAGGACGUUUUCCAAUGCCUGUGCAUGGCUCACACACUCUACCAAAUGGAUUUGCACCAGCUUCCAGAACUGUCGUUACUGGUACAUCCAGCUACGAACCACGAUAUUCAAAAAGUGGAAAGUUAUGCCAUCGCAUGCCUACACAAGACCCAAAACCAAUGCCUCCUCCUGUAGUUAUGCUACGAACUGGACCUCUGGGUUCUUAUCCUGAUCCUGAUAUCCUGAAAAAAUGCGAUAUGGCUUCGUUCAACCAUCGCCCUGAAAGAAGUUAUAGCACUGGUGAUUUUGAAACUCAUUACCACAGAAGUCCAGGUGACAUGAAUAACUCUCAAAAGAGUUAUGAAAACGUUAAUUCGUUCUCGAAUGGCAAUAGCGAUCAUUUAAACUCUUCAUACACUCGAUCACCGGUAUCACCGCACGAGAAAAGGCCAGUGUUUGAUGAAAAUCAAAUGUUUGACAGAAAGACAUCUAGAAAGGAUACUCAAAUUAAUUUGCAGCAAUCACCAUCUUUAUCACAUUUACCAAACUCAUCCUCUUCAAAUCUCCAAACAGCAAUUAAAAGUCAAACUUUACCCUCCAACGGAAGAGUCCCCACCGAUUGCUUUAAUCCUAUUCGGGAAUAUAUGAAUCGUACUAUGCAGCAAAACAAUAUAAUAAUGACACAACGAACCGAAAGUACUUCGUCUUUAAAUUCUCAUUUUAAUCAAAUCCCUUCUGACAACAGAGUUUAUAAUCCAUCUGAUAACAACAAUGCUAUCUAUGCUAACCAUGAAAUAUCAGCUCGAACUGCUAAUGGAGGUAGAUUGGAACACCCAUUUGACUAUCAACGAAGUAGAUCAAAUUCAACCAGUGGUCCUUUGUAUGAAAAUUCCUCAUCUUUGCAUACUUCACCAAGGGAAAACUUCAGAGGCAUUCAGGAGGUUUUCCCUGAAAGUGUUUAUGCCAAUUAUAAUAUAGAGACUCAUUAUAACAAUGGUCAUUCUGCACAGAAUUUUAAGCUGCAAGAAUGUCAACAAAAAACUGUAUCUUCGGAGAAUGGUCAACAUGCUCUUCAAUCAAAGAGCUCAAUCAGAGAACAGCAGUUUGACAGGCAUAAAACACAUCCACCUCCAGUAGCUCAGAAACCUAAUAACAAUGUAUGCCAACCUUCAGAAAUGUUGGAAACUAGAGGAUGGAAUGGUCAAGCUCACAUUAAUUCGUAUGGAAAAGAAGUAGUAAAGCCUACACCUAGAUUGCCCAGGUUCGCCAAUGGCCUUAUCGCCACAAGUGCGCAAUUAACUACAGUGCCCGCAUACCAAUGUGUUAUCAAUGAACUUUCCACUCGUCCAGCUCAUCAUACAUCACCAACAGCUACUGAUUCAUCAACCUUGUCAUUUAAAUCGAGCUGUGAUUCAUCAUCAAGUUCGAGCAGAGAAUUUAAUAGAAGACCUUGUAAAUCAGAUAGUAGUAUGGAACAAUCAAGAUCUUCAGAAGGUGGUGCUAGAUCGGCCAACAGCUAUCGCCAAAUAGACAAAUCCCUGUUGUCAGCCUCCAUGACGAGUUUAUGUAGUGAUGCGUCGUCGUCCCUGUCAACCAGGCGACGACACAUGAACGAGGAUUCCUCCAGAGAAAGAUUGAAUGAGGAAUUCCAACAGAGAACAGAAAAGGGUUCAGUAUUUAGCGCUUCUCCGUGGGAACGUGAAGCAAAGGAGAAGUUGCAAAAAGAGCAAGUGCUAGAUGCCAGGAAAGCACGUGACCAGGAGAUAUCCUACCUGGAAUCUUUGGAUGAGAGGAGUGAGAAGCAGGAAGAAUGGCUCCGCAUCCUCCGCUUGGAGCGAGAGUUCCAACGGAGGGCCGAACAGGAGCUAGAUGACGACGACGAUGAAGGGUCUGUCUGUUCUGAAUCCACAGACACAGAUAAGACUGAAAGCUUUCAUGGGGAUAAAUUGACAGUAAUUCCUAAUGAAAGAUUGGGACUUAAAAUUCUGGAUGAGCUUCUCGAUCCUCCCCCUAAGAGUUCCGAGAAAGCUAACAACAAACGAGAACUGCCUUUUGGAAAUCCUUCCGAAAGGCACUUCAUUCCUCUGGAUGUGGCCAUACCAGACAACGACCUGCAAUCGCCUUCUUUACCUCUCACGAACAACAUUCUCAAAAUAUCGUCUGAACAAAAUCCUGCCACAAAUGGAAACAGAUUGUCCAAACCACCUGUUCCUGCACCUCGUCCAAGCAAAAACUUCACUCCAAUACCGUUAUCUGACAAUCAAGAAUCAAAUUCUGCUUUUGAGCCCGUUCAGGAAGCGGUUCUAAAUGAAAACGGAAGCAGCAGUUUAGCUAAGCUUGAAAUAUCAGAUUCAUGUGCUUAUUUCUGCUCAAUCGAAAACGAUUUGGAUAAUUCUGUCAACGAAUCACAAAAUAAUUGGUUGAUAGAAGUACCAAACGAUGUUUCACUUGGUCGAGAAGAGAUUUCCUCAACCCCGUCGAAGCAAAAACAAAAUGGCGAAAUAAAGACUGGCUUAGAACAAUCUAGAAUUUAUGAAAACAUAAAGCCUGCUGAUUAUCAGUGUCUCAAAACUCAACAUAGUUCAUCAGGAAGUAGUUAUAGUUCACACACACUACCCAAGUCUUCCAGUUCCAAUAUGUCGGCACUUAAAGAAAUUACUCAUCUUAGAAGUGGCAGUAGAUAUACGGAAAGAAAGUUUCCUACUAUGGGAAUUUCCAGUACAUUGUCGAAGAAGUCUAAUGGAUAUUCGACAUGUGACGCAGACAUUUUACCUUCCUUGUAUGCUUCUUGCAAAACUCGGCCUGAGGUUGUGAAAGAUGUCCCUCCUGAUUUGGCUGACAAAUCUCCGGAGUUCAAGAAAAUGUGGAUAUCACGUCCAGAAAAACUGACUUUUCAAGACAAAAUCAGAAAAUUUUCAAUUCAAGCUGGAGAUGAAGAUGCUCCUCGAGAUCGAAUUAAGAAUUCGAAAGCUCAGCGGGAGAUUGAAAAUAGAUUUAGUGAGGGACAUAAAAGAGCAUCAGCUACACAAAGAUCAAUAGAGACAUAAAAGUAAAGAAAUUUAAUAAUUAGAUGUGUUAAAAAAAGUGCUUUAUGAACAACACAAUAGCUUUUAGAAUUUAAAAAUACAGUUUUUGCACUUAUUAUUAUUGUAUACUAAUGUAAUUGUCCAAGAGGCAACCAUUUUAAUAUUUUUUUAGGUCAUUGACCAGGGGUCUGUUUAGAAAAAUUUGGGUCCGUUAACGGACCCUUCACAAAAUAUUUUUUAUAAAAACCGACCCUUCACAAAAUGUUUUUUCUUUUAA